Molecule: messenger RNA, 438 nt
Organism: Suillus discolor
Lineage: Eukaryota; Fungi; Basidiomycota; Agaricomycetes; Boletales; Suillaceae
Exons: 2
Source: RefSeq, a predicted model, not a curated record
UCACUGCCGCAACUUGCCGCACCACACAUACAGAAUUCAACGCUCAUUAACAUUUCCGACAACUACUCUAAUCAUACACAAGACAAUUGACCUAGCAGUAUUACUCAUCGAACUCAUCAACUAUGCCCCUCUCGGACAUGCCUUUGAGAGGCUGAAUUUAGAGGACGUGUUGGGCGUGUUGCGGCACGGAUGCGGUAGUGGGCGCGGCAGCAAUUCUAGACCACUCACUUUACAAUGACUUGUCACUCUCGACUAUGAUCUGUCUGCGAUGGACGUCGACGUUGAUCUAGAGUGCCUUGGUAUACUUGAAUAGCGAAUGUUCGAACUCUCGUUGGCCGCAGGUGCUGCAGGGAAUGAACAAUGGGGAAAAGACGCUGGCACGCACCAAGACCGAUGGAAUCCAUAUGUGUGCACCUGAGCAUCCAGAUGAUACGAUAG